AGGGUCUCGUGACGCCGUGUAAGGAUCGCGAGCAGUGACCAAAAAAAAGGAGCCGCGUGGGAUGCUGGGAGUUGUAGUUUUGUUGACACCAUUUUUUUUUCUUCCAAUCGAGACAUUUGCAUCCCGCGUGAGGAGAACAAACGGAUCCUGAAGCAGAUUGUGACGUCGGUCUCCCGCUGCAGACAUGGAAGAAAAGACUCCGCUGCUGAACAAAAGACCCACAUCGACUGAAUCCAAGAUCCAAAACUCCAAACUGUUCCUGGCGGUCUUCACCGCCGUCCUGGGGAACUUCAGCUUCGGUUACUCCCUGGUCUACUCGUCCCCGGUCCUGCCGAGGCUCACGGCCCCCGACGCCGACCCCAGGCUCAGGAUGGGCCCGGAGCAGGCCGCUUGGUUCGGCUCCAUCUACAUGCUGGGCGCAGCGGCCGGCGGCCUCGGCGCCAUGCUGCUCAACGACAUGAUCGGACGCAAGCUGAGCAUCAUGACGUCAGCGGUGCCGUCGGCUAUUGGGUACAUGCUGAUGGGAGGGGCUGUCGACAUAUGGAUGCUCCUUCUGGGCCGGUUCCUCACAGGCGUGGCCGGGGGGAUGACCGCGGCAUCUAUUCCUGUUUACAUCUCGGAGAUCUCCCACAAAGCGGUGAGAGGAGCUUUGGGCUCCUGCCCUCAGAUCACCGCUGUGUUCGGGGCCCUGGUGCUCUACGCCAUGGGUCCGGUGGUGCCGUGGCGGUGGCUGGCGGUGGCGGGGGAGGUCCCGGCCCUGUUGAUGGUCGCGCUGCUGGUCUUCAUGCCCAGCUCGCCCAGGAGGCUGCUGGCUCUGGGCAGAGAGCAGCAGGCCGAGGGGGCCCUGCGCUGGCUGAGGGGGGACCACUACGACACACGCACUGAGCUCAGCGCAAUACAGGAGAGCAUCGACAAACAGGAAAAAGUCACAUGGUCGCGACUGGCCACACCCAUCUACUACAAACCAAUCCUGAUCUCAGUGGUGAUGCGUUUCCUGCAGCAGAUGACGGGCAUCACGCCCAUGCUGGUCUACCUGGAGACCAUCUUCUCCAAAAGCAACAUGUCUCUGCCGCCCGGGUAUGACGCCAUCAUCGUAGGCGCGGUCCGCCUCCUCUCCGUCGUCGUGGCAGCCAGUUUGAUGGACAGGGCGGGACGCAAAGCUCUGCUGUACACGUCGAGCCUGCUGAUGUUCCUGUCCGCUCUGACUCUGACCAUGAACUCCCACACCGCAGCUCGCCCUCCGGGCCCCGGCCCUCCUAACCUCACCAUGAGUUCAGACCUCAGCCCCCAUAAUGCCUUUGGAAACCCUUUGGAUGCCGGCCCCCAAACUGCAGCAGGCCUCAUCCCUCUCAUCAGCACCAUGAUGUUCAUAUUUGGAUACGCCAUGGGAUGGGGCCCCAUCACGUGGCUGCUGAUGUCAGAGGUGCUGCCGCUGGUUACCAGGGGCGUGGCCUCGGGCCUGUGCGUGACCGUCAGCUGGCUGACGGCCUUCGUCCUCACGCACGCCUUCUCGCACCUGGUGGACAGGUACGGCCUGUACGUGCCCUACCUGGGCUUCACGGUGGUGUGCGUCCUCUGUCUGCUGUUCACCGCCGUGUGCAUCCCGGAGACCCGCGGCCGCUCGCUGGAAGAGAUCGAGAACUAUUUCAGGACGGGGCGGACGUUCACCAUCAGCAGGAGCGCGUCCGUGGUAGAGUCGGAUCGCGGCCGUUAGAGGUGGAGGGAGGCGACGGCGUACGGCACUCUGAGGAGAGGACUUCAAGAAUAAGACCUCGGGGUCUGAAGAGCGAUUCACUUUGGGUCACGGUUAGAUACUGACACAUAAUGUACCAACAGGAGGACAUCAUCCUGUUGCUAAAUAAACGGGACACAUGUUGUAAAUAUUUUAUAUUUACGAAAUGAAUAGUGUAGAUCAUUUGAAAUCUGAAAAUCUUUUGCGGCCCACCCAAACCUUUAAUCACAACUCUGAUCCAAACGUAAACUAGGGAUGAUUAAAUGACC
This is a messenger RNA of Gasterosteus aculeatus aculeatus (three-spined stickleback), 2001 nucleotides long. It is a transcript of the gene slc2a6, whose product is annotated as solute carrier family 2 member 6. Gene Ontology annotation, cellular component: membrane. Lineage: Eukaryota; Metazoa; Chordata; Actinopteri; Perciformes; Gasterosteidae. The record is from RefSeq and is a predicted model, not a curated record. Gene Ontology annotation, molecular function: transmembrane transporter activity. Gene Ontology annotation, biological process: transmembrane transport.